GUUAAAAUCAUGAUGCUUGGACAUCCCAUGGCGCGCGGUGCGCUCCUCCUUUGUGCCUGGUCGGACUUAACGAGGUUCACUUCUCCCACCUUCGCGACCCGACCGGCCAUCUCCAGCCCUUGGGGCGCUCAUGGCCAUCCCCAGGGCCCUCGACUCGGCUCGCGGAGUCCGCGGCCCGCGGUCGGACUCGCCGCAGGCGACUCGCGCAGGUCGCGGUCAGCGGUCGCGCCAGCGUGGCUGACUGCGGUGGCCACAGCCUUUGCUGUUUUCCUUUUCGUGUCUCCUGCCAGGGCAGAGUCCAAGUGGGGGCGGCGCAUUUUCUCCGUGGGCGAUUUGCAUGGGGACUACCAGAGCAGCAUGACCAUCUUCCGCACUUUGGGCCUCGCCGACGCGGAGGGCGCCUGGGUGGGCCAGAGUGCGGUGCUGGUGCAGACGGGAGACCUGCUGGACCGGGGGGAGGAGUCGGGGCCCUUGGUGCGGGAGCUCUUUCGGCUGCAAGACGAAGCGCCCAAGUCAGGCGGCAAGGUGAUCCUCCUCCUGGGAAACCACGAGCUCAUGAACUUGCAAAACGAUUUGCGUUAUGCUUCGGCGGCCGAAACCCGUUCUUUGAGCACCAGCGGCACCAGCACCCCGCAGGUGCGCUCCGAGAUGUUAUCUCAGGAUGGCUGGCUGGGGCGGGGACUCCGAGAUCGCUUGCAGGCGUUGGUCUUGCUGGGGCCUGAGGAAGGCUUAGAGAAGCCCGUGCUCUUCGUUCAUGCGGGACUUCUACCCAGCUUCGGGUCCGAUGUGAAGAGCCUCAACUCAGAAGUGAAGAGUCUCUUGGAACAUCCAGCGGCCGAGCUCCAAACGAAUCCUUCGCCUCUCCUGAGCGACGAUGGGCCCUUCUGGACCCGGCGUUUGGCGCUGGGUCCUGAAGGCCAAGUGUGUGGAGAGGUGCAAAAGACCUUGGAGGCUUUGGGAGCCCAAAGAAUGGUGCUGGGUCAUACCGCUCAGGCAGAUGGACGUGUGCACGAGCGGUGUGGGGGGCAAGUGAUUUUGGGUGACACCUUGAUUUCGCGCUUUUACACUGGCACGGCUCACCCCUCGGCGGUGGAAUUCUUCCCCGACGGCUCCGCGGUGGCUAUCGACGUCAAGCGUGGUGCCCGCACGGCGUUGAAGACGCCGUAGGGCCUGGGCUCACAAGCUGAAGGAUGGUGAAAUGGCUGUGGGUCAAAAUCUAAUCCCCCA
Messenger RNA from Durusdinium trenchii, 1227 nucleotides. The record is from the annotation of a GenBank genome assembly. Lineage: Eukaryota; Dinophyceae; Suessiales; Symbiodiniaceae.